Messenger RNA from Oncorhynchus tshawytscha (Chinook salmon), 2676 nucleotides. Its product is annotated as nectin-4. Gene Ontology annotation, biological process: heterophilic cell-cell adhesion; homophilic cell-cell adhesion. The transcript has 11 exons. The coding region runs from base 644 to 2440 and encodes 598 amino acids. Gene Ontology annotation, cellular component: adherens junction. NCBI's taxonomy places the organism in Eukaryota, Metazoa, Chordata, Actinopteri, Salmoniformes, Salmonidae. The record is from RefSeq and is a predicted model, not a curated record.
GAUAAUUAGGGGGUGGAGAGAGACGCAGGCAAGUAAAAUAUGUAUUCAACAAUGGAAUGCAAAAGCUUGAGCAAAGUGUAAAUUCGAGACAUUUCACAGAAGAAUGUUAGUCUUGUGUAGGCUAAUGACUUAAUCUAAUUAUUUUCCGAUGUUGUAGAGCAAGUAGUGUUACCCGAUUGUCUGGUGUUUUGCAACUGUUCGAGUUGGAAUUAACAUUUUACCUCGUGCGUCAGGUAGGCUACGGACUACGAAUACCUGGAGAGUGAGCGAAAGAAAUGUUUGAAAAGUAAACCGAAAAGUUGGGACCUUUUUUUUCUUGUUACUGAAUAUUUGGAAUGUAGUUAUACUGUAGAAAAUGUGUACACAAUUUGUGUGCUACUGUAAAUAAAUCGAGCACCUUUGGUUUGAUUGGCAAGACCUACGAAGAGACACGAACACCUGACGCACAGUCCACCGCCGUAAGCUUGUCUACAAAUGAUUCUCCACAUAGGCUACUCCAAUGGCAACACUUUACUCUCAUGUUUUUAAUAAUAAUGAGAUUACGAAAAUGCAUUAUUUCAUACCAUUUUGAAGCUUGUUGUUCAACUUGGAUAGAUUUUGGAACUCCCUAAGAUUGAUAUUGGGAGUGCCACUGAAUCAAGGGAUGGAGUUACCUGUCCAGGGCCAGAGCCAGUGGGGCACAGCGUGGUUGGUGCUAUGGGCAUUUGCAGUGUGUGUGAGGGGUGGGUUUGUGGAGCCUCCUCCAUCCUUCUCCCUGCGUUCCUUGACGGAGGUUGAGACGCGGCUGCCCUGUCAGUUUCAAGUUCAGGAGGAGGAGCAGGUAGUUCAGGUCAGCUGGUUCAAGGAGCUACCUGAUGGCACCAAGGAACAAAUCAUCACUGCCCACCUCACAGAGGGACACACAGAGUUUGGGCGAUACUCUGGGAGAGUGAGGUUUGAGAGCAGUAGCCCCACAGUGGACUCUGCCCUGCUCAUCAUGAACACGGAGGAGUCUUAUGAGGGGAAAUACACCUGUCACAUCAGCACAUUCCCCUAUGGGAACUUUGAGAGGCAGCUGUCACUCACUGUGUGGACCCUACCAAUCUCCUCUCUGGACCCAGUGGUUCUGGAGGAGGGCCAGUCCUUCCGCAUAGCUGCCUCCUGCCGCUCCGUGGCCCGUCCUCCACCUCGACUGACCUGGGAUACGGAUCUCCCUGGUCAGAACCAGACCCGCAGCUCCGAGGGCGGGGCCGUGUCCACCCACUUCUCCCUGCACCCCCUGAGGAGUAUGAACGGCAUGCGGCUGGACUGCCUCGUCUGGCACCCCGCUCUGGAGCAACCCCGGAGGAUCAGUAACCGCCUGGUGGUGCAAUUUCCCCCAGAUGCAGCUGUCACUGGCUAUAAUGGAAACUGGUACAUGGGACUGAAGGGAGCUGAACUCAAGUGUGAGACUGGAGGAAACCCCAAACCACAGAGCUUCACCUGGACCAGGGGUGGUAAGGCCCUGCCAGACGGUCUCACUGUGAAUGGAGCAAGGCUUCUGUUUGGCCGAGCCCUGAGACAGAAUGACACUGGAGUUUAUGAAUGUGUGGUGAACAACGGCAUUGGGACAAGGAAAGUAGAAUCGAACAUCACAGUGACAGAGAAAAUUCGCAGUGUGCAGGAAACCACUGUUGACACUCUAGUGAUGAUCAUUAUAGUUGUGGCUGCUGGGGUUUUGGUCAUCGUCAUGAUCAUCAUCAUCAUCUUAGUCAACCGAUACCACAGGCGCAAAAACAGAAAAUUAGAGAUGGAGCUUAGCGAAAGAACGUUAAAAAUCAACACACUCUCCAGACAGGACUCCUCCCGGAGACUCAACUCUGUCAGCACAGACCCCAGAGGACAGAAUGAAGACUGUACACUACUCAGACUAGACAGUAGAAUGAAAAACAGCCUAAUGUCCCUUGAGGACCGUCCCAUCUACAUAGGCAGUGAAUCAUCCCUGGGUGGGAGGCGGGGGACUGUUGGAGAGGGGGAUGUGGACUACCUAGGCCGCCCUGUCCUGUACCAGUCUAGCUGGCAUGAGGGCAGAGAGAGUAUGAGGGGCGUGGAGAUGGAGGGAGAGAGGGAAGAGCGCAGACGAAGGGUGGAGUCGUACCUGAAGAGAAGCAAUAUGUCCCUGGACUCUGGCCUUCCUUCCUCCCUUGUCCCCAUCAAGCCCCAGGACCAGGAUGGCAGUGUGGGGCCCACAGACAUCCCCCCAAUGCUCAGUAACCUGUGUGGCCAGAGGGAGGGGGUGACCAAAGGGGAAGACUGGGGCCACAGACGGGCAGUGCUGGAGGUUGAUGAGGCAGACUGUGACACCAGUUCUUACCAGAUCUCAGAGGCGCUCUCCAACCACUUCCACUACAGCAACGGGUUCCUGCGGCCCAAACCACACUCCAACGCCAUCCUCCUACACCCCAGAGGACAGAUCAUCUAGACAUGAGGCUUGGCUGAAAAGGGAACUGCACUCAGCUCCACCCUAACCUAGUGGUCAUUAUACAGAAGUGAGGGUUUGGCAACAUGCUCACGUUCAUUACCAUUUGUCUUUUUCUUUUUUUAUCAGCAUUGUCUUCUUGUAUGUCCUAUGUAAACAAAAUGUACAAGCCUAAGUAGAGAUUGGACAAGAUUGCACCAUCACUUUGUAUCAACUAUAAACCCAGUCUUGUGUAAGCA